Molecule: messenger RNA, 636 nt
Organism: Emiliania huxleyi CCMP1516
Lineage: Eukaryota; Haptophyta; Isochrysidales; Noelaerhabdaceae
Exons: 2
Source: RefSeq, a predicted model, not a curated record
AUGUCGGUUCUCCUUGCGCUCAACGGAAGGGAUGUGAGCGAGCUGCUCGCUAAUGACCCGGACGAACUCGAGCGCUUAUUGGAGGAAGUGCGGCCACUGACGCUAAAAGUGCGGCCGCCGGCGGACCUGCGAGGCGUGAAACUGGAGGGCCGAGACCUCCGCGGGGCGCAGCUUCCGGGGGCGGUGCUGCAGGAGGGGCAUCUGGAGGGGGCAGAUCUCACCGGGGCGCAGCUGCAGGGGGCGUAUCUCUACAGGGCGCAGCUGCAGGGGGCAUGUCUCCACAGGGCGCAGCUGCAGGGGGCAUAUCUCGGCAUGGCGCAGCUGCAGGGGGCAAAUUUCGAAGAGGGGGGGAAGCUGCAGGGGGCAGUUCUCUGCGGGGCGCAGCUGCAGGCGGCAAAUCUACGCUUGGCGCAGCUGGAGGGGGCAGAUCUCCGCGGGGCGCAGCUGGAGGGGGCAGAUCUCGGCGGGGCGCAGCUGCAGGGGGCAGAUCUCCACGAGGCGCAGCUGCAGGGGGCAGAUCUCCGCUGGGCGCAGCUGGAGGGGGCGAACCUCACCGGCGCCAACCUCGCCGGCGCCAACCUCGAGGGCGCCGACAUGCGCGGGGCGAAGUUUGCGCGCGCCGUCCUCACCGGCGUC